AUGGCGGCCGUCCAGCUGGCCGCGUGCCUGCUCGUCGUGUUGGGAGUGCGGCCCGUCCUCACAAAAUACUCCAGCCGCCUUUUGACUGCCGAGGAGAACCUGAACGCCAGCGCGUGCGUCGUCCAGCCGCAGUACCGGGUCAUCCCGUCCGACUACGAUGCCUCGAUGCCGCCGUUCCCGUGGCACCAGCCGCUCUCCGUCUACAUCAGCCUCUGGGUGGCCUCCAUCACGGACAUCAACGAGAUGGAACAGGAGUUCACGGUCGACAUCUACUUCCGCAUGUGGUGGUCCGACCACCGGAUCCGCUUCCCGGUCUGCGAGCGGCGCUCGUUCGUGCUGCUCGACCAGGCGCAGCUCGACCAGCUCUGGAUGCCCGACCUGUACUUCACCCUGGCGAAGACCUCGAGUCGACACUACGUACUGCUGCGUAAUGGUGGUCUACGCUUGUCCCGAGAGAACACCCAGGUCUUCUACAGCGAGAGACUCACCGUCACCAACUUCUGCGCGUUCGACUUUCGGUUCUUCCCGAUGGACCGACAGCGCUGCCCGAUGCCCAUCGAGCCCUACAUCUACCAUGGGGCCUUCGUCAACCUGACGUUCGGCGACCCGGGGAUCUACUUCAACAACUUCAAGUUCAAGAUCCCGCAGUACACGCUGAGCGGAGUCGAGCCAGAGUCUUGCAACUAUGAGUACCACUUCCAUGGUGAGCCGCUCAACCAGACCUGUGUCCAGGGCAUCUUCGUGCUGGACCGCCAGUUCAGCUACUACUUCGUGCAGAUGUACCUGCCGUCGAUCCUGAUCGUGCUCGUCUCCUUCCUUAGCUUCUGGAUCCCGGUGGAGAACGUGCCUGGUCGGGUGGCUCUCGGGGUGACUUCCCUGCUCACGCUGGCCACUCAGUUCACCACCAUGCAGCGCUCGCUGCCUCCCGUCUCCUACAUGAAAGCCAUGGAUGUCUGGAUGUUCCUCUGCAUCGUGGUCGUGUUCCUCGCCAUGGUGGAGUUCACGCUCGCCUACAACUUCCGCAUCCUGGUGCCGGAGGGUGUCGAGCCAGCCGAGAAGGACGGCGACGACCGUCGGGGGAGCUCGCCGCUCAGUCCCUUACCCCCGGUGGUGGAGCCGGGACUGGCGCCGGUCGCUGUUCUCGGUGUCGAACACAACCCCUACGGAAAACGACAGCCCAAGAUCAUCGUGGUACGGCCGACCAAUGGAAGGAUGGCUUGGCUCAGCAACGCCAUUGUACUGCUGGUUAAAAAGCUGAAGGAUAAGGAGGGUAGCCUGGUGGAUAACGUGUCUAAGAUACUAUUCCCAGUGGUAUUUGCCAUUUUUAAUGUCUUAUACUGGACCUACUACUUGAAUAGAAGGCAUUAAUGCAGCCAUUCUGGUUAUUCAUUUAUUUUUGAAGUUUAUGACAAAUGUUUGUAAGAGGGCAGUGAAGCUUU
Amphibalanus amphitrite is the source of this 1439-nucleotide messenger RNA. RefSeq names its product glycine receptor subunit alphaZ1-like. Gene Ontology annotation, biological process: chloride transmembrane transport; signal transduction; regulation of membrane potential. Gene Ontology annotation, cellular component: neuron projection; synapse; membrane. Gene Ontology annotation, molecular function: transmembrane signaling receptor activity; extracellular ligand-gated monoatomic ion channel activity; chloride channel activity. The transcript is spliced from 2 exons. The coding region runs from base 1 to 1368 and encodes 455 amino acids. The record is from RefSeq and is a predicted model, not a curated record. NCBI's taxonomy places the organism in Eukaryota, Metazoa, Arthropoda, Thecostraca, Balanomorpha, Balanidae.